Molecule: messenger RNA, 1212 nt
Organism: Peronospora farinosa
Lineage: Eukaryota; Oomycota; Peronosporomycetes; Peronosporales; Peronosporaceae
Source: the annotation of a GenBank genome assembly
AUGCGCCUUCCCUGCGUCCUAAUCUUUUUCGCUUCUGCUACCCGUCCAGUAGGUGUUGGUGCUCAUGUAGAGCCGUCGGACGUCGUCACCUCAGAUGGUCGAUUUGAGGUCCAGAGGCACUUGAGAGUCCAAGAGGGCGCACACGGCGACGAUGUAGACGAGAGAACGAAUAGCUUCAACUUUGGCGAAGAAAUCAUAAGCUCGGCAGAAAAACUUGAACCUACGACUUCAAACUCGAUUCCUCGCGACAGUGCGCCAGACACCUUUAAACGUCUGGCAGAAAGCCUCCUUGAAGGUCCGUCAGAUUCCACUAUCAAGAGUACCUUAAAGCGUACGGCAGAAAUGAUGGCACCCGAGAACAGACCAGCCAAGUUUCGUGAUACUGUGGAGAACGAAUUUUUGACCGAAGCGAGAAAUGCAAAAUCGCUGAACAUGAAUACGAAAAAAGGUGAAGAGCCUCAAAAGCCAUUUAGUUUCGUAAUGGAAAAAUUCAAAGAAGAAGAUCUGGGCACGCUCUUUGAAGAAACAAACGAACACCUUGUUAAGAUGAAUAAAGACGACCCCAAGGGAGUAUUCGAACUAUAUCAGCUUAACUUUGCAGAAGACAAGCUUUUCGAACAGCCGCAGCUGUCCUACUGGGUCCACUUCUUGGACUUAUAUAACGGUUACCACAAGCUGACUCGAACCUUGCUUUCCAGACUGCUAGAUUCGUAUUCCAUGGAUGAUUUAUUCACCGCUAUACGCAAGGCCCCAAACAAUGAAGUUGCGCUGCGAGUGGAAGACGAGAUAAAAGAAUUUUGGCUUUCGGAGCAUCAUACUCCAGAUGAUGCCUUCACUUUCUUCAACCUUGACAAGACCAAAGACACCCUUUUCGACGACCCUUCAUUCCCCUUUUGGACAAGCUACUUUACUUACUAUAAUUCCAAGGUACCCGAGACAUCCAAAGUAUCACUGGAUGUGGUACUGGAGAAAUAUUUACGCCCGUACUGGUACAAUCUGUUGGAAAAGGAAAAAGAUAAAAUUCCUGCUGUCAUCUUGCCUUUUGUUGAAGAAGAAGUGAAAAAAAUGCUGCUGAAAUUUUGGAAUGGUAAGGGGGCAAGUAAGAAAUUUGUGCAGUCCAACUUACGCGAUGAAUCAAACGUGAAUACGGUGUAUGGAAGCGCGCUACGACAAGCUGCACAUGAAUAUCUUCAAUCGCUUCCGAUGGUAUAG